Molecule: messenger RNA, 618 nt
Organism: Protopolystoma xenopodis
Lineage: Eukaryota; Metazoa; Platyhelminthes; Monogenea; Polystomatidea; Polystomatidae
Source: the annotation of a GenBank genome assembly
GCCGUGAUCAGCAGCUCCCUUCCCGUAACCCCUCCCUCAGAACCGUCUGCUAGUGGCUCCACAGCUGCCGCAUCACUCUUGCUUACAUCCUACCUGGUGCUCGGCUUCACCUCUUGCAUACUGGCCGGUGUCGGAUUUCGUCCUGUGCUGAGGUUGCUCCGUGGCAGACGGAAUCAAACCGAGCUUCUACGAAUCACUCGAGCCAAACGCUGGCAGGCAGCCAACGCUAAUGGCUCCAUCGGACUCGGAAGGGUAGCAUCUGCCGCCCAUCAGAAUCAGAUCGGCGAUUUGGUCGCCUGCGAGAAUGGAUUUAUAGGGCUUUCUGGCCCCUUUGCUGGUGCUCAUUUGGACGAAAUCGGCCUGGCCUUCACUCCGAGCUCGGCGGCUGCUGGUUUGUGCCCCGGCGGCUUGGUAGCGGCAGCGGAGGCGGCGGAAGGACUGUUUGAGAAGACCACCUCGGUGACGACGACGGCCACAUCGACGGCAUCAGCACUGGCCGCCGCGCUGGCAUCUAAUCCACACGAGCUGAAACGCCAACUCAUGUUGGAGGCGACCACCGGAUGCUCACCUUCGUUCGGAAGUAAGCUCCCCAUAAAUCUAUCUAUUCUUUCAUCUUAA